Molecule: messenger RNA, 870 nt
Organism: Mytilus trossulus (common blue mussel)
Lineage: Eukaryota; Metazoa; Mollusca; Bivalvia; Mytilida; Mytilidae
Product: tereporin-Ca1-like
Exons: 3
Coding region: 68-760 (230 amino acids)
Source: RefSeq, a predicted model, not a curated record
CGUUAGAACAGGAGCAAAAGGUUAUCAACAUAUAUACCACUUAAACUUAAUCCUAACGUCCACAAACAUGAGAGUUGAUCUUCUGUUAUGUUGUCUUACUGUGCUAUUUGUCCGAGUGACUGGUUUAAUAGACUGGGCAGCUGCUAUAGCAGCGGCUGGAACGGCUGCAAGUGCUGUAACUUCUGGUGCAAGUGUUCUUAAUGGCCUUUUAGGUGGUUCCGGUUACAGUGUUGCCUGUACGGUGGAAGUAGAAAACUGGACCAAAUACCCUUUGAUUUACCCCGAAUCAUACAUCAAUGGUGGCAUUAUUCAAGCUCCACCGGUGGUAGUGAGACCAGGACAAAGGGAGCAGUUCGUAGCACACAAAACCGGAAAUACCGCUACAGGUACAUACGGAACUGCAUCCUGGUUGAUAUCGUCUACUGGUAAGAGAGCAGUCGUCAUGUGGAGUUGUCCAUACAGUUUUGAUUUACACAGCAACGAACUAGGCGUUGGGCUAACAGAUAAAGGAGUAACACAACAUAAAGACUGGUUCCAGCAAAUGGAGACUGGAACAAGCGGCUCUGGUUUAAAUUUCCGACGCGGAGAAUAUUACCAACAUACUAAGACAAUAUCAAUAAAGGACAGCCAAUUCGAGGUCACUGGAAUAAUGGGGACCAGUCAUAAAGCUAAAGCUCGUAUCAUCGUCCGACCGUUUGAGUUAAAUGAUCUUGCAGACUCGUUGAAAGUUCAGGUUGAGAAAGUACCUAUUGUUGGGUAGCUUCAUUAUUGUACAAUGGUCGAUGUUUUAUUGGAUUUCCAUAUUACUGGGAAAAAAACCUUCAGUGAAAAUUGUUUAGACAGUCAUUAAAUAAUAUUCAUUAGCGAAAA